AUGACAUUGAUGUGUGGUUUUUUUGGUAUAGGAUCGACAUCUGAAUCGGAGAAAAUAAAUAAUGAUGAUGUCAAUCUUGGAUGUGACGAAGGUGCACGUAAUGAUCAAAGUAUUAGUGAAAAGGUUUUCGAUACACCCAAUGAUGCGUAUACAUUUUAUAAUGAUUACGCAUUUUUACAUGGAUUUGGUAUACGUAUUCAUUGGAAAUUAAAGAAUAAGACAGCAAAUGAGCAUUAUCGGAAGACAUAUGUAUGCAACAAAGAAGGUUUCAAAUGCUUGAAAGUUAAUAAUUCAAGUGGAAAAGUGAUAAAACGUCGUAGAGAAGUACGAACGGGAUGCAAAGUAACGAUUCGAAUUUCAAAACAGAAGGAUGAGAAAUGGAUUGUGGACAAGUUUAAUGGCACACACAAUCAUGCCUUGAGCUUGACACCACCGAAGGUAAUGAAGCAUAGAUCGCAUGGGAAGUUCCACCAUACUAUGGAAUGCAGAUCUCUUAUGGUGCAAUUUGGUCAAGCAGAUUUGAAGCCUUCUCAAAUUAAAAAGGCUAUUAACGCAAUGAAAACUUCAGAUGAAGCCAAUGUUACUUCAAAGUAA
Messenger RNA from Lactuca saligna, 594 nucleotides. The record is from the annotation of a GenBank genome assembly. Lineage: Eukaryota; Viridiplantae; Streptophyta; Magnoliopsida; Asterales; Asteraceae.